CGCAGCGACAGAGAAUUUAGUUAGGUUUUGACAGCGGAACGCGUAGGUACAGAAGAGAGCAACGGGUAGCAACGGGAAAUUACGGGAUAUUAUUGCAGUAGUGUAGAGACCACAGACCACGAAUUACAGAACACAGAUAAAUAGUACAAAAUUAAAACGGACAGAUUUGUUAAACAGUUUACCCAAAAGAGAUAAAAGAAAGAAACAUAAAUUAAAAGUUAAAGUUGUGUUUACGUUUUAUUAUUGAAGUUUUUGUUAUUGCUAAAAGUUAAACGAAAGUUGUUUAUGAGACGUUAAACCGUAAAAGAAACUCGCGCAAAUCCAAAGAGCCAGCAAAGCCAACAAAAACAAAGUUUAAGCUUCAAACAAAAGACAGACAACAACAGCAGCCAGAAUGUCCUUCUCCAAGGCCAAGUUGAAGCGUUUCAAUGAUGUUGAUGUGGCGCUGUGUGCCUCGCCAGCUGCCUCCAACAGCUCUGCCGGUUCCACGGGCAGUGCCACGCCCACAACAGCUGCUGCUGCAGCCGCUGCUGCCGCCACAGUUGCCGCCAACCCGGCACCCGUGCAGCCCGAGCGCAAGGAGCAAAUCGAAAAGUUCUUCAAGGAUGCCGUGCGCUUUGCCUCCAGCUCGAAGGAGGCCAAGGAAUUUGCCAUACCCAAGGAGGACAAAAAGUCCAAGGGUCUGCGUCUAUUCAGGACCCCAUCGUUGCCGCAGCGUCUGCGUUUCCGUCCGGCGCCCACCCCCACGGAGGCGUCUACCAGCGGCGCUUCGACAGCGGCCUCCACGCCCCUGCACUCGGCCACCACAACGCCCGUGAAGGAGGCGAAGUCCGCCAAUCGUUUGAAGGGCAAGGAGGCACUGCAGCAGGAGAUUCGUCACAAGAACGAGCUGAUCGAGAGCCAGUUGAGCCAGUUGGAUGUGCUGCGCCGUCAUGUGGAGCAGCUGAAGGAGGCGGAAGUGAAGCUGAGGGAGGAGCACGAGCAGGCGGUGGCCAAGACGGAGCAGCUGAUCGAGGCCUUGACCAGCGAGAACCACUCGUACAAGGAGCGCAACGAGCAACUGAGCGUGGAGCACUCCCAGCUGAUGGAUCGCCUGUCCGCCAUGGAGCUGACCUUGCACCAGCAGCGGGAGGAGCACGAGCGCCACGUGGACACACUGAUCGCCGAGAGCGAGGCCCUUCGGCUGGCCAACGAGCAGCUGCAGCUGUCCAGCGAGCAGCAGAUGGCCGAGCAGAAUCAAUUGAAUGUCCAGCUGAGUGCCCUGCAGGCGGAUGUGGCCCUGGCCAAGGAGCGUUGCAGCGAGGAGCAGCAGAAGACCGCACUCAACAUCGAGUUGAUUGAGAAUCUGCAGAAGAACAAUGCCUCGCUGCUGGCCGACGUCACUCUGCUGAAGGAGCAGAUCGAGCAGGAUGCCUUGUCGUACGCCCAGGAGGCCAAGAGCAGCCACGCCGAGCAGGAGUGCCUACGCGUGGAGCGCAACACGCUCAAGAACGAUCUGGCCAACAAGUGCACGCUGAUCCGCUCGCUGCAGGACGAGCUGCUGGACAAGAACUGCGAGAUCGAUGCCCACUGCGACACCAUUCGGCAGCUGUGCCGCGAGCAGGCGCGCCAAACGGAGCAACAGCAGGCGGUGGCCAAGGUGCAGCAGCAGGUGGAGAACGACAUGGAGAACGCCGUGGAGCGUGAGAAGAGCUACUGGCGAGCGGAGUUGGACAAGCGCCAGAAGCUGGCCGAGAACGAGCUCAUCAAGAUCGAGCUGGAGAAGCAGGAUGUGAUGGUGCUGCUGGAGACCACCAACGACAUGCUGCGGCAGCGCGACGAGAAGCUGCAGAAGUGCGAGGAGCAGCUGCGCAACGGCAUCGACUACUACAUCCAGCUGAGCGAUGCACUGCAGCAGCAGUUGGUGCAGCUGAAGCAGGACAUGGCCAAGACCAUCACCGAGAAGUACAACUACCAGCUGACGCUCACCAACACCCGGUCCACGGUGAACAUUCUGAUGGAGCGCUUGAAGAAGUCCGACGCCGAUGUGGAGCAAUUCAAGGCGGAGCUGGAGUCCGUGCAGCUGGCCAAGGGCGCCCUCGAGCAGAGCUACCUGGGACUGCAAGCCGAUGCGGAGCAGCUGCGCCAGCAAUUGACCGAAUCGCAGGAGGCGUUGAAUGCGCUGCGCUCCUCUUCGCAGACGCUGCAGAGCGAGGUAUCGUUGAAGGAGUCGAUGCUCCAUGAGCUGCUUGCCGGCGAGGCGGAGACCCUGGCCAAAUUCAAUAAGAUUGCUAACUCGUUCCAGGAGCGUAUCGACGGUGACGCUCAGAUGGCCCACUACUACGAGCUGCAGCGCAAGGACGAGACCCGCGAGGCCUACAUGGUGGACAUGAAGAAGGCUCUGGACGAGUUCGCCACCGUGCUGCAGUUUGCCCAGCUGGAGCUCGACAACAAGGAGCAGAUGCUGGUCAAGGUGCGCGAGGAAUGUGAGCAGCUGAAGCUCGAGAAUAUUGCCCUCAAGUCCAAGCAGCCGGCAUCCGUAUCCAUGCACACGACACCCAGCAAGGCCAACAAGCCGAACACCACCGAUCUGGAGAAGAUCGAGGAUCUGCUCAUCGACUCGGAGCUGCGCGCAGAGUGCGACAAGAUCACCUCGUGGCUGCUCAACUCCUCCGAGAAGUGUGUGCGCCAGGACAGCAGCAACGAGAUCAGCGAGCUGCUCUCCUGCAAGUCCUCGCCACGCCCACAGCGCACGCCCAAGGUUGCCACGCCGCACAGUCCGCGCACCCCACGCACACCACGCACUCCCCGCUCUGCGGCGGGCACCCCCAAGAAGACAGUGCUCUUCCCCGGCAAGGAGAACGUGCCCAGUCCGCCCCAGAAGCAGGUGCUCAAGGCACGAAAUGUUUAGGCUACUCCCCAACCCACCCUCAUCCACUUCUCUAUCCUUAUAUCCUAUAUACGAGUACUAUUUCUAUUAUAAAUUAUACUUUAGCUAAGAUCUGAUUCAAAAUACAUAAAUUCUACACAAACAAA
Drosophila subobscura is the source of this 3015-nucleotide messenger RNA. RefSeq names its product golgin subfamily A member 4 (gene mira). The coding region runs from base 395 to 2890 and encodes 831 amino acids. Lineage: Eukaryota; Metazoa; Arthropoda; Insecta; Diptera; Drosophilidae. The transcript has a single exon. The record is from RefSeq and is a predicted model, not a curated record.